Messenger RNA from Mercurialis annua (annual mercury), 1721 nucleotides. Its product is annotated as F-box/LRR-repeat protein 25-like. The coding region runs from base 193 to 1575 and encodes 460 amino acids. NCBI's taxonomy places the organism in Eukaryota, Viridiplantae, Streptophyta, Magnoliopsida, Malpighiales, Euphorbiaceae. The transcript has 4 exons. Gene Ontology annotation, molecular function: protein binding. The record is from RefSeq and is a predicted model, not a curated record.
UUAAUCGGAUUUUUAAUUCUCAAUUUUUCAGUCUUUUUAUUUCCAAAACGGAGGGAAAUAUGUAAAGCCUGUUGGCGGCAAAUCUGUAAAUCUUGUCAUUGCAAACCCUUUCUCUCUGCUUAUUACCGUCAAAAGAAGGUUAGUUCUUGGUGUUUAAGAACACUCACUCGCAAGGAAGCUAGGGUUUUGGAAAUGAAUAGCAACAAGAAAAAAGCUAAUAGGAGACUCAAAUCUGUUGGAGAAGAUCGCAUUAGUGAGUUGCCUGAUGCGAUUAUCAUCCAUAUCCUCUCUCUUUUACCAUCAACCAAAUUAUGUGCAAAGACAUGUGUUUUGUCUAAAAGAUGGCAGCAUCUAUGGACCUAUGUGCCUAACAUCACUCUCUCUCAAUAUGACUUCCCCUAUAAUGAACGUAAGAACAUCAUAAAAAGAGUUGUCAACGAAACACUAGCCUUCCACUCUUCUUCAAAGCUCAAUAAUUUCUCCAUCAAAAUUUCAGAUUUACAAGAACUGUAUCCUUCAAUUGAGUCCUGGCUUCAAUUAGCUGUGGGAAGAGCAGUUGAGUCCCUUACAUUAGAAUUUAGUGGAAGCUCGACUUGUUAUUUGUUGCCUCAAUUCCUAUACUCUAAUUCCAAUAUCCGAAGUUUAACUACUAAGUUUUGCAAAUUUGUGCCUGAUGAGAGAAUUUCAUGGUCAGCCCUUAAAGAGUUGAGCAUACGGCAAUCAACUUUGACUGAUGAAGACAUUCAAAACAUUUUGUAUGGGACUCCACUUCUUGAGGACUUACAGUUGAACUACUGCCAUGGAAUCAAAUUACUCGACUUAUCUUUAAAACCUAAGUUGAAAAAUUUGGUCAUAAACGUUAAAGAAUUUUAUUUUGAGGGUUGUGAAUUUGAGCUUAAAAUUGUGGGUCCUUAUGUCGAGACAUUAAAACUUUACUGGACUCGGGAUAAUCUCAGGUGUAAGUUGAUGAAUAUGUCAUCUUUAGUUAAAGCUACCCUGGAUAUUGAAUUUACAGAUGAUGAAGAUGAUGAAGAUGGUGAAGAUUAUUACCAAGAGUGGUUUCCUAAUAUGCUUAAGGAGCUCGUUGAGAAUGUCCUUUCUGCUGAGCAACUACAACUAGCGAAUUUCUGUACUCUGGCUCUCUCGACAUUGAGAAUGGAUGUUAUGGCGUCUCUAUCAUCAAAUUUGAAAUCUUUAAAUGUCGACUGUCACGGUGAAGAGUACCUCUGUGGGAUUGAACGCGUUCUUCAAUGCUCACCUAAGCUGGAGAAGUUAGAUAUAUUUUUCGACUACGGUAGGUCCUCUAAGUCGAAAUCUAAUGGCUAUAGAAAGGGUUAUUGGACAAAUGCAGAGAUACCGAGUUGUUUGGAUUCCCAUCUCAAGACCAUCGAGGUAUCUGGCCUGAUAAGAACUCGAGUUGUAGUCGAAUUUCUCCAGUUCUUGCUCAAGAAUUCAAGAGUAUUGGACAAGAUGAUCUUCCGUCAUUAUAACAAUAAUUAUGGUUUGAAAUUGGCUGAGAAGUGGUCAAGCUUCCCAAGGUCCUCGCAGCAAGCAGCGUUUCUAGCUCCUAAAUGAUAGUACUAUAUAUAACAAUGUAGUAAGAAUAUUUGAGAUUGCUUUUUUUUACUCAUUAUCCUUUUUAAUAGAAUAUGAUGAACUCAUAUAGAGGCUCAUGUACUUUUUGAUUUUUAUUUAGUUCGCUCUUCAUAAAUUUUAUUUUA